This is a messenger RNA of Drosophila yakuba, 1623 nucleotides long. It is a transcript of the gene Su(fu), whose product is annotated as suppressor of fused homolog. NCBI's taxonomy places the organism in Eukaryota, Metazoa, Arthropoda, Insecta, Diptera, Drosophilidae. Bases 46 to 1464 code for a protein of 472 amino acids. Gene Ontology annotation, molecular function: transcription factor binding. Gene Ontology annotation, cellular component: cytoplasm; nucleus. The record is from RefSeq and is a predicted model, not a curated record. The transcript has a single exon.
CGCAGCGGUCUAACUGAGGUCAUACUGAUCUUAACACUGGAUGAAAUGGCCGAGGCGAAUUUGGACAAAAAACCCGAGGUGAAGCCUCCGCCAGGCCUUAAGGCGAUCAUAGACCACCUGGGGCAGGUGUACCCCAACCAGCCCAACCCGCUGCAGGUGACCACACUGCUCAAGUACUGGCUAGGCGGGCAGGAUCCGUUGGACUACAUUAGCAUGUACAACUAUCCCGGAGAUGUGGACAGAAACAUUCCGCCUCAUUGGCACUACAUCAGUUUUGGACUCAGCGACCUUCACGGCGACGAGAGGGUCCACUUGCGCGAGGAGGGCGUCACUCGGUCCGGGAUGGGAUUCGAGCUGACCUUUCGGCUGGCCAAGACGGAAGUGGAGCUAAAGCAGCAGAUUGAGAGCCCAGAGAAGCCCCAAAGACCGCCCACCUGGCCGGCGAACUUGUUGCAGGCCAUCGGACGAUACUGUUUUCAAACAGGCAACGGCCUGUGCUUCGGGGACAACAUCCCGUGGCGCAAGAGCCUGGACGGCAGUACCACCUCCAAGCUACAAAGCCUGCUCGUCGCCCAGGAUCCGCAGUUGGGCUGCAUCGACACUCCUACGGGCACGGUGGACUUCUGCCAGAUCGUCGGCGUCUUUGAGGACGAACUUGAGCAGGCUUCGCGUUGGAACGGUCGCGGAGUGCUCAACUUCCUUCGCCAAGAUAUGCAAACUGGCGGCGACUGGCUGGUGACAAACAUGGAUCGCCCGACGAGCGUCUUCGAGCUGUUUCCCGAGACACUGCUCAACUUACAGGACGACCUGGAAAAGCAGGGGUCUGAUCUGGCCGGCGUCAACGCCGAUUUUACGUUCCGUGAACUGAAACCUACCAAGGAUGUAAAAGAAGAGGUGGACUUUCAGGCGCUAAGCGAGAAGUGCGCCAACGAGGAAAACAACCGGCAGCUGACGGAGACGCAAAUGAAGCGUGAGGAACCGAGUUUUCCACAGUCCAUGUCGAUGAGCAGCAAUUCGUUGCACAAGUCUUGUCCCCUGGACUUUCAGGCUCAGGCACCAAACUGUAUCUCACUGGAUGGCAUUGAAAUUACUCUCGCACCUGGUGUGGCCAAGUACCUGCUACUGGCCAUCAAGGAUCGCAUCCGACAUGGGCGGCACUUUACCUUCAAGGCUCAGCAUCUGGCGCUAACAUUGGUGGCAGAAUCUGUGACCGGCUCGGCUGUCACAGUGAACGAACCCUACGGCGUGCUGGGCUACUGGAUUCAGGUCCUAGUACCAGACGAACUGGUGCCACGUCUGUUGGAAGACUUCCGCAGCGCAGGCUUAGACGAGAAAUGCGAGCCCAAGGAGCGGUUGGAGCUCUCGUGGCCCGACAAGAAUCUGAAGCUGAUCAUCGACCAGCCGGAACCUGUGCUGCCCAAUGUUCUGCCCAUGUCCCUCGACGCUGCUCCUUUGAAAAUGUGACAGUGUCAAGUGCUUAGCUAGUAGUUACUUAAAUUAAUCGAAUUGAAUCUUCCACUAACACGUAAGUUCUUCAUUUAUACAUCUCAUCUAACACAAUGCACGUGGCUUUUGCUCCUCGCCGGAGUCCAGUCAAAAUAUACAAAAACAUACCCGAAACCA